AUGGGUCAGGUCAGGUCAGGUUUUUGUGCGACUCGACUCAACUUGGUUUUUAUAGGUCAGAUUGCAAUAGGGAUAGCUCGAGGACUUGAGUACUUGCAUGCUGGAUGCAACACUAGGAUUCUGCAUUUUGACAUUAAACCACAUAAUAUCCUUCUGGAUGAAACUUAUAGCCCAAAGAUAUCAGAUUUCGGGCUUGCUAAGCUCAGCACAAGGGAUAAUAGCAUUGUUUCAAUGUCAAAUGCUAGAGGGGCAGCUGGCUAUGGAAUGAUGCUGCUAGAAAUGCUAGAGGGACAGUUGGGUAUUUUGAAAGGAUUUUGGUAUAACAUGGAAAAUGGUGGACCUGCACCGGAGGGAAUUACUAACAAGAUGUAUGAGUACACAACAACAAUUAAGGAGUACUUGAUUGCUGAAGAUCUGCCUGAUGUGGAUAUCUCCAGGGCAGGUGUUGCAAACUGUACAGGCCCUGAAGGACCAUUUUGA
Molecule: messenger RNA, 480 nt
Organism: Gastrolobium bilobum
Lineage: Eukaryota; Viridiplantae; Streptophyta; Magnoliopsida; Fabales; Fabaceae
Product: LEAF RUST 10 DISEASE-RESISTANCE LOCUS RECEPTOR-LIKE PROTEIN KINASE-like 2.1
Exons: 5
Coding region: 1-480 (159 amino acids)
Biological process (GO): protein phosphorylation
Molecular function (GO): ATP binding; protein kinase activity
Source: RefSeq, a predicted model, not a curated record